Anopheles aquasalis is the source of this 1503-nucleotide messenger RNA. Its product is annotated as putative serine protease K12H4.7. Lineage: Eukaryota; Metazoa; Arthropoda; Insecta; Diptera; Culicidae. The record is from RefSeq and is a predicted model, not a curated record. Gene Ontology annotation, molecular function: serine-type exopeptidase activity; dipeptidyl-peptidase activity. Gene Ontology annotation, biological process: proteolysis.
AUGCGACUGUUAAGUGUUCUAUUGCGACUGUUGCUUGUCAGCUGCACAAGCACAUUCGGUGCAACGCUACCACAACCAUUCUCCAUGGAUUCAUGGUUACUGAACGGACAGAAUGCGCCUCCACCAACCAUUGGCAAUAUCCCAUUCAGUGCGGAAAACAUCACGGAGGAGUUUUUCGUGACUUCAGUGGAUCACUUCAACCAUCAAAAUCGAGACACCUGGAGCAACCGGUAUCUGUCGCUGAUAGAUCACUUCGAACCGACGGGACCGAUUUUGAUUUUCCUCGCUGGUAGUAACCCGGUUAAUGCGAUGCUAAUUGACGAGACAACACUCAUCAACGAGAUGGCUCGCGAGCUCGGUGGUGCCCUGUUUGCCUUCGAGACACGCUUCUAUGGAGAGAGUCUACCGACAGCUGACUUGAGCGUCGAGAGUUUGCGGCUCCUAAGCACGGAACAAAUCCUCGCGGAUUUGGCGGACUUUGUGCUUCAUCUGCGUCGCUCCGUGAUUGGUAAUCCAUUCGCGCAUGUCCUGGUAGCUGGUACAGGACUCGGUGGCGGAUUAGCAACAUGGUUCCGUGUACGCUACCCACACCUGUCUGAUGCUGCGUGGUCAUCCAGUGGCUAUCAGAACGCGAUCUACGAUUUCCAGGAGUUUUCGCCCGGUUGGGCUGAGACGGCGAUCCAACUCGGUGGACCGGAGUGUUACAAUAGCAUCUUCGUGGCGUUUCACGUGGCGCAGAACCUCAUUGAGGCUGGAUUCGAAAAGCUAAUGUACGAAAUGUUCAACAUCUGCGAGCCAAUCGACGCGGAGGAUCGGCACGAUGUGUCUUACUUUUUUAGCGUCCUAAUGACCUCGAUCGAGGUGUACACGCUGCGAAAUGGAAACAUUCAGGAAUUUGAAAGGGUUUGCGGUUAUAUAACGGACGGUGGAUUUGGUACACCACUGGAAGCACUCGCUGAUUGGUUCAACAAGCGAUUCGAGGAGGAUUAUGGUUGCAUCAUCGUAGAUCUACACACGUACGCUGACCUCUUCCGGACGUCGGAUCCGAACGAUGAAGUGAAUGCUUCCGGUGCUCGCCAGUUCCUCUACCAGCAGUGUACCGAGUAUGGAUGGUUUUUCACCACUGACUCCGAUCGUCAACCGUUUGGUGAGCGUGUUCAGAUGGAGCUGUACUACGAGAUGUGUCGGCGCAUAUUUGGCGAGUGGAUAACGACCGAGUCGAUGUACCGUGGAGUGGUACGAACGAACGAUCAAUUCGGUGGUAGCUCGCCGGUCGUUCAGCAGGUACACUUCACAAACGGUGCCCUGGAUCCUUGGCGUUAUGCGAGUGUGCUUUCCCCCCUGAACUCGUACGCAUUGGCCGACGUGAUUCCUUGGCAGCUGGCUGGAGCCGAUUUGAGGGCUACCUCCGUGGAAACCGAUUCCCAGGAGUUAUUAGAAGUGAAAGCUCGAUUGAAGGAGCUCCUGGGGAGCUAUCUGUUUCCGGUUAAUCCUAGAAAUUAA